CCUCUUUCCUCCCUCCAGACAAAGGCGCAGCCCAUCGAAAUCACGCGGCUGAGCCAAACUCCUCGCUUUGCCUCUUUUUCUCUGCCGGCCAUUCUCAGCCCAGAAGGAGACCCCCGACCAGCUUCUUCUCGCAAGGCGGACUUUGCAGCGGGAUCAUGCCGGGGCGCUUCCUCCGUGCGGCACCUCUCCUCUGGCUGCCUCUCUUCCUGGGGCUUUCCUUGGGCGCCGGCCUCUAUUUCCAGGAAGGACAGAGCUGCUACAAGCCGCUAAAAGGGAGUGCGGCCUCUCUCCGAACCUACCCUCGUCCCCAUGAAUAUUUGGACAUCUCUGAGCUGCCCAAGUCCUGGGACUGGAGGAAUGUAGACGGGGUCAAUUACGUGAGCACGACUCGGAACCAGCACAUCCCUCAGUAUUGUGGGUCCUGUUGGGCUCAUGGCAGCACCAGCGCUUUGGCAGAUCGCAUCAAUAUCAAGAAGAAAGGGGCCUGGCCCUCCGCUUACCUCUCCGUUCAGCAUGUCAUUGACUGUGGCAAUGCAGGAUCCUGUGAAGGAGGAGAUGACGGCGCUGUCUGGCAGUAUGCGCAUGAGCACGGCAUCCCAGAUGAGACCUGCAACAAUUACCAAGCAAAAGACCAGCCAUGCCAGAAGUUCAAUCAAUGUGGAACAUGCGUUACUUUUGGACAAUGUCACAUCGUGAAGAACUACACUCUCUGGAAAGUUGCAGAUUAUGGAACAGUCGCGGGACGAGAGAAAAUGAUGGCCGAAAUCUAUGAGAAUGGUCCCAUCAGUUGCGGGAUUAUGGCCACUCCAAAGCUGGACGACUACACUGGAGGACUUUAUGCAGAAUACCAUCCCUCUCCCUUUAUAAACCACAUCGUCUCUGUUGCUGGCUGGGGAGUAGAAAAUGAAACAGAAUACUGGAUUGUCCGCAACUCUUGGGGCGAGCCCUGGGGAGAGAGAGGCUGGCUUAGGAUUGUGACAAGUACAUAUAAAGGAGGGAAAGGAGAAAACUACAAUCUUGCCAUCGAAACACAGUGUUCUUAUGGAGACCCUAUUAUUCCAUGAGUCUGUCCUGCCUUCUGUUUGGGAUCAUGGUUUGGACUGCAAGAACUUCUCCAGCCAGUUGUUUCUUCUUUUCAAAGGGAUGAGGUGAUUUACUGCAAUAUCAUUGAAUGAAGGACUUAUGGAAUUUGGAAUCUAAUUUAGACUUUCUAUCUUUUUGGUCAUAAUUGUUUUUUCAUAUGUGUGUUUGAUUUUUUACAAAUAUUCAGGGCUAUCUUUGAAACAACCAAAUGAAUGACUUGUACUGAUUGCACGAAAGCACCUUUGUGAACCUCACUGAAUUGUAAUAAAUGUCUUUGUAGCUAAUUCUCAAACGCCAGGAUUAAGGGGGUUUGAGGGAGAAGAGUUGUGCAUAUGGGAGGUCUAUUAUAUUUAUAAUCCCUCGUGCUUUGGGUCUGAGCUGUGUUUCAGGCUGAGAUCAACCUUAAGAUGCCUACAACUCUUAAACUGGAGCCAGAGCCCCCUGCUUUUGUAAUUCUUUCCUCCCUCCAUACUAAGUUCAAGAGAUUGGCCUGUUUUGAGCAGUGUCAAUGUAUCAGUGUUGUCUCCUUCACACUUUUCACUGAGAUGCUGAGUCUUAUGAAGGAGGAAGAGGAGAAGAUGAAAUGUGCGAGAAUCUCUGGAUUUUCUUUUGUCCGUAGAGGAAAACCAGCUCUCUUCCCUGUGCGGCUUGGGGUCAGAAUGGAUGUAACUUUCUAUGUAUCUUUCAAUCCGUGCCUUGAGCUUCUCUUUCCAUACUAUUUUAAAUGAAGGCAGCUUUACGCACACUUAGCUGCCCCCCUUGGAUUUAUACUGUUUUCUCUGCUGAAAAUGACUCCCAAUGUUCUUUGUGGCAAAUAAGAGCUUUGUAGGAGUUGACAGCUUACCUGUGGGGAGAUAACAAGAACAGACCUCCUGUCCCAUAGUUUUAAUUCUCACUUCCAGCCUGCAGAUGUUUUGGGAAUACAUAAGAUGACAACAACUUCAUGAACAAGGGAUGCAGUGAUACUUCUGAACUGAUGUUUUGUUUGGGUCCAUCAGAAGCAUGACAAGACAUAAAACGGAGAAAUUGUAAUGUAGUGCAGACUAGUGGUGACACCCCAUACUAUUAAGAAAGAUUUGCCAUUGCCGUCACAUGAGUUGUCUCUUCAUUUCAACACCCAAAUGCAGCUCUUAAUUAAAUCAGCUUGGCACAGGGCAACUCCAAGGUGCUUAUCUGACUUCUGCAGCCUUCAUUCCACCCUCCCAGUCUCCACAUAUAUCUGAACCUAUCUAUAUCCUGAGGCUGUAGCAGGCAGCCGAACCCCAAACUGGCUUCUUGCAGCUUUUAUUAAAUGUACUAGAAAACCAGCAUCCCUUUAUGAGACAAAAUCCAGUCAUUGCUUCCAUAUAGUGAUCCCUUUUCUGUUCCUCAUUUGCAGAAAGCAAACUCUCAAGGUAAGGGUAAAGCUGCAUCUACAAUUCAUCAAUACACAUAAUUCCUAGGAAGCCUGUGCAACUUUGGCAUGUUUGGGAAGUCUAACUAUGCUCUCACCAUAACUAAACAAUUUCCCCUCGACAGAGACAAGGGUUGGCAAACAACUGGAAGAACAGAAUUGAUGGCUAGAGCACACUUUUAUUGUUGGUCCAUGUGUUAGGCCAUGAAUUCUGCUUUAGUGGCAGAUCUGGAGCUUUUCUGGAUUAUACUUUGGUAUUCUGGUGCAGUAAAAAAAAAACCUGCUUCAUUUCCCAAGCCUUUAAGAUUGUGAGGCUGGAAGAGGAUCUUUUUUGCUGCCAAAGAUCUCACUAUAAGACCAGCAGCUAAAUUUUCACAUGGAUAUUGAUAUCCACGCAUAUUAGGUUUUAAGACAUACAGCCUGUCGUAGUCUAAUCUACUUAAACUUGCUUUUCUUCUGUAUGUUGUCUAAAGACAGUUUAUACAUGCAGCCUAUGGCUAUAGUAUAACACCUUGUCCCUGCUCCUCACCAACCUUCCUUUUCCCAAUCAAGUGCCUUUCAUUAUAUUCUUCUGACCAUGCUGUCAAGGGCUGAUGGGAGUUGUAUUCCAAAAUAUCUUGGAGACCCAAAAUUUACAGGUUGCUGGUCUAGACUGAUGAAGACAUUUUAAAUUUUGCUUACAAUCUUGUGCCUGAUGGUUGUAUUAUGUAAUAAACAUAGUGCUUGACAGUGAA
This is a messenger RNA of Anolis carolinensis (green anole), 3210 nucleotides long. Its product is annotated as cathepsin Z. The transcript is spliced from 6 exons. NCBI's taxonomy places the organism in Eukaryota, Metazoa, Chordata, Lepidosauria, Squamata, Anolidae. The record is from RefSeq and is a predicted model, not a curated record. The coding region runs from base 156 to 1064 and encodes 302 amino acids. Gene Ontology annotation, cellular component: lysosome. Gene Ontology annotation, molecular function: cysteine-type endopeptidase activity.